ACCAAAAAGAACGUGUGAACGCAAUUUUAUUUUGGUUGUUCUGAACUUCCCCGCCGUGGGAAGGUGUAUAUGUCAACAAUUAUUUUGUUAUAAUUAAUCAGCAAUAUUGUUUGAAUAUAAAAGUUAAAAAGUACAAUGACAACUGAAAGAGACUAUGCACCGUUGAGUGCAGCUUGUGUCCGAUCUCUCAGUGACAAAUUAUAUGAGAAAAGAAAAGCUGCUGCUCUGGAGAUAGAAAAGAUGGUAAAAGAAUUUUCUGCCCACAAUAAUACGUCACAAAUAAAACGCCUGUUAAAAGUAUUAGGUCAAGAUUUUGCAACCUCUCAAAAUCCUCACGGUCGAAAAGGAGGUUUGAUUGGACUUGCAGCCAUAGCUGUCGGUCUCGGUAAAGAUGCCGGCCAAUACACAGAGGACCUGAUUCAUCCAAUUCUUGCAUGUUUCUGUGAUCCCGAUCUUAGAGUUCGAUACUAUGCUUGCGAAAGUCUUUACAAUGUUGUCAAAGUUGCAAGAGGAGCCGUUUUACCACAAUUCACAGAUAUUUUUGCUGCACUUAGCAAACUGGCAUGCGAUUCCGAACAAACUAUUAAAAAUGCCACUGAACUUUUAGAUAGAUUAAUGAAGGACAUUGUAACUGAAAGUGGAAUGUUUGACUUGGUUGGAUUUAUGCCUUCGCUGCGUGAACGUAUUUACACGAAAAGUCCUUUCGGUAGACAAUUUGUCAUUUCCUGGGUGUCGGUUUUGGACGCAGUGCCUGAAAUAGAUUUCAUUAUCUUUCUGCCAGAAAUUCUUGAUGGUUUGUUUAAAAUACUUGAAGAUCCAGCGCCUGAAAUAAAAAAAAUCACCGAUACGGUUCUUGGGGAAUUUUUACGGACAAUUAAAUCCAAUUCAUCGCGAGUAGAUUUUUCUGGCAUGAUAAAUAUUCUCAUCACUCACGCACAAAGUACAGAUGACCUUUUACAGUUGACAGCAAUUACGUGGAUAAAAGAGUUUGUCAAUUUAUCUGGUCCUUUAAUGUUGCCUCAUGUUUCUGGAAUAUUGACAGCAGUUUUGCCAUGUUUAGCCUACGACGUUGACACGAGGAAGAACAUUAAAGAAACAGCCACGCAAGUUAAUGUUAAUCUUAUGAAAUUAAUAACUAUUGAGUCUGUUGAUGUGUCGACUAGAUCACUUCACUUGAGUGAACAUGCGAAAGAAGAAAACGUUUCAGGUGACAAAACCCAAAAUCGUCAUCUAAUUGACAGUUUAAAACUGUCAAGUGUCGUGGAAGUUCUUACCAAGCACCUGAUGCACACAUCAGUUCAAACGAAAGUAGCUGUUUUAAAAUGGAUACAUCACUUAUUUACGAAUAUUUCUGAUAAAAUGUUCCACCAUUUAGAUGAUCUGUUUCCUGUUUUAAUGCGCACCUUGAGUGACAGUUCAGACGAAGUGGUGCAACAGAAUUUAGUAGUUUUAGCCGAAAUAAUUGGUUCGAAAUAUCCUGAAUCGACAACUGGAAAGUCAGAUUCAUCUGUACAAAAUAAGUAUUUUCCAAAGUUUAUUAUUAAUUUAUUAAGAUUAUUUUCAACUGACAGACAUCUUCUGGAAGAAAGGGGUGCUUUUAUAAUAAGAGAAUUAUGUGUAUUACUGAGUGCGGAAAAUAUUUAUAAAACUGUGGCAGAGAUUUUGUUGGAGGAACAGAACUUGAGGUUUGCUGGCCUGAUGAUUCAAACGUUAAAUGUUAUUCUUUUGACUAGUUCCGAACUAUUUGAAUUACGAAACAAAUUAAAGGAUUUAGAUUCAGAGGAAAGCUGCAAAUUAUUCAUCUGUCUGUAUGAAUCCUGGAGUCACAAUCCAGUAGCAACUGUGUCUCUCUGCCUUUUAACGCAAAAUUACAGCCAUGCUUGUGAACUAGUCAAAGCAUUUGGGAACAUUGAAGUAACUGUGGAGUUUUUAACCGAAAUUGACAAAUUGGUGCAACUUAUCGAAUCCCCAAUAUUUACAUAUGUCCGACUAGAAUUACUAGAAAGAGAGAGAAACGAAUCCUUGGUGCAUGCUCUGUAUGGACUUUUAAUGAUACUUCCACAAAGCGAGGCGUUUGAUACAUUGCAUCGACGAUUAGCGGCAAUCCCUCCAAGCUUCAAUCCUGUAUCUAGGACAAAGAACGUUUUACGAGGAGAAGAUUUUAAUAAACACAAUAUUGAUUUUAAGAGACUAUUAAACCACUUCAUUGGAGUUCAAGAAAGGCAUAAAGAACAAAAGCACAAGUUAAAAAUUAAUAUGCUGACGGACAGGGAAUCUACUUUUACAGAUAUAUUAUAAUUUACAUUGAAGAAAACUAGAACUAAUUCUUUGUUUUCUUCCUUGUCCCUCUGUGAGUAGGGGACUUCAGCGGAAUAACAUAACUAAUUUCAUUAUUAUUUGCUAUUGUUUAGAAAACUUGAAAUUUCUCUGGGAAAUGUGUUUUUUAUAAAUAGCUAAGGGAUAAGUUGUGACAAAGCCGUAGUUAUUAAAACGACACUUCAACUUUUGGAGCUACAUAAUAAAUGAGUAAUAUUAAUGCAACAUUACUGAUAAAAAAUUGUUUAUAAUUAUAAUAAGAUUUAUUCAAGUAA
Leptopilina heterotoma is the source of this 2591-nucleotide messenger RNA. Its product is annotated as protein VAC14 homolog. The transcript is spliced from 7 exons. Bases 136 to 2298 code for a protein of 720 amino acids. Lineage: Eukaryota; Metazoa; Arthropoda; Insecta; Hymenoptera; Figitidae. The record is from RefSeq and is a predicted model, not a curated record. Gene Ontology annotation, cellular component: endosome membrane; PAS complex. Gene Ontology annotation, biological process: positive regulation of kinase activity; phosphatidylinositol biosynthetic process.